UAGAAGGAGUGACCGAAUUAAGUUUCAGCCUAGUCGGACCAAAAGACAGUGACAGAGAUGCAACAAUCUGUCGGCGUGCAAACUGUCAAGGCGCUGAAAAAUGCAGUUGUCUGCCUCAUCCUGCUGCCUCGCUUUCUCAUGGCAGCGCUCAUGCUGUGGCUGCUUGAUUUUUUGUGCAUACGGAAGAAGGUGUUACUUAAGAUGAGAGAGCAAGAAGGGAGUCCCGACGAUCCCCCACUGUGCGUCUCAGAUUCGAACAGAAUGUUCAGCUGGGAGUCGCUGAAAGCGGUCUGGCACGGUCAUAAAUUGGACUUCUUUAAAUCGGCACAUCUUGGAUAUGCAGCGCCGAACACUGAAGUUGUGGAGCUCAGGGAUCGGAGGAAAAGCCGGAUUCUUGACCACGCAAAAGGGAAGAGACCGCUCAUCCUAAACUUUGGUAGUUGUACCUGACCGCCGUUUAUGACACGCCUGAAGGCGUUCCAGCGGCUUGUCAGUCAGUACGCUGAUAUAGCAGACUCUCUUCUGGUAUAUAUUGAGGAAGCGCAUCCGUCAGACGGUUGGGUGAGCUCCGACGCACCUUACCAAAUCCCUAAGCACCGAUGUCUCGAGGAUCGACUGAAAGCGGCACAGCUGAUGAACCUGGAGGUCCCUGGAUGCCUUGUAGUUGCUGAUAGCAUGGAGAAUUCGUCGAACGCCGCUUAUGGAGCAUAUUUCGAUAGACUUUAUAUACUCCAGGAUGGAAAGGUUGUCUAUCAGGGAGGUAGAGGACCGGAGGGAUACCGAAUCUCUGAGCUGAGGAAUUGGCUUGAUCAAUACAGGAACAGUGUUGAGAAUUCCAGAACUGUGGUGAUUCAUGUUUAAUAAUGAUACAAAACUCACCUGGUAUUUACAAAAAUUCCACAGAAAAAAGAAACAAAUGUUCAAAAGCUGCUAUAACAAUGUUAACAUGCUGCAACUCCUUGUCGGUUGUGGCUUUAAGUAUUAUUAUUCAUAGAACUGUUAAACAUUUUUGUAAUAUGUAGUUUAUUGUGUUCGUGAUGUUAAACGCACGAUGAUCGCAGGAUAGCUUGUUCUGUUCGUGUUUGUCUGUUUUCGCCUUAGUCACCAUAACUAACUCGUGAUACCCGUUAGUUAUCAACUGUACAUUUGUAAAUAAGUGUUGAAGAACUAUGCCGUUGUUGUAGUUAUUGUUCUGUCAAGUUUCCGAAAGUGUGACUGCAUGUAUGAAAGUGAGAGAGAGUGUUUAAUAUCCGUAUGGCCAUUACCGUUUACUCUAGUUUCGUUGUGAAGUUCGGUUUUUAAAAGGUUCACAACCAGAAAACCGAUACUGAUGUAAUUUGAUACUAGAGCACUCGGCGAUGAGCAAUUUCC
Molecule: messenger RNA, 1371 nt
Organism: Megalops cyprinoides (Indo-Pacific tarpon)
Lineage: Eukaryota; Metazoa; Chordata; Actinopteri; Elopiformes; Megalopidae
Gene: dio3a
Product: iodothyronine deiodinase 3a
Exons: 1
Molecular function (GO): thyroxine 5'-deiodinase activity
Source: RefSeq, a predicted model, not a curated record